This is a messenger RNA of Mytilus trossulus (common blue mussel), 1467 nucleotides long. Its product is annotated as actin-related protein 6-like. The record is from RefSeq and is a predicted model, not a curated record. Bases 189 to 1391 code for a protein of 400 amino acids. Gene Ontology annotation, cellular component: Swr1 complex. The transcript has 12 exons. Lineage: Eukaryota; Metazoa; Mollusca; Bivalvia; Mytilida; Mytilidae. Gene Ontology annotation, molecular function: nucleosome binding.
UAUCUAUCACGAAAUACACGUGUUUUCUGUAUUUCUAAGGCGUCAAUCCUACUACUUAAUAUUAUGCAAAUAAUUGCAUGUUUUCCAAUUAAACAAAAAGAGUAAAAUUAACGGAUACCUAGGACUUAAAACUUUGAACAUAUCAAAAACAUAACAACAAUAAACAAACAGCUAAAAAUAGGUUGCACAUGGCUAUAAAAAUGGCGACUGUAGUUUUGGAUAACGGCGCCGGUUUAGCAAAAGUUGGAUAUUCUACAGACAAAAGCCCUAGACUUAUGCCAAAUUGUAUUACCAAGGCAAAGAGUGUGAGAACAAGAACCUUUAUAGGAGAUCAGAUAGAUGAUUGUAAAGAUUUGUCAGGGCUGUUUUAUUUGUUGCCAUUUCAAAAGGGUUAUUUAGUGAACUGGGAAACUCAGAGACAGAUAUGGGAUUACAUGUUUAAUAAAGAUGGUUUAAAGGUAGAUUUACAUGACAGUAAUAUAAUUGUAACAGAACCCUAUUUUAACUUCCACUCUGUUCAAGAGGCCAUGGAUGAAAUUUUCUUUGAAGAAUAUCAGUUUAACUCAGUCUUUAGAUGCAAUUCCUCAUUUUUAUCCCAGUACAAACACUGUAAAGAGAAGGAUCAGACACCAUUGUGUUCAAUAGUAUUAGAUGCAGGAUACUCAUUCACACAUAUUAUACCAUAUUGUAAGGGCAAGAAACUGGCAGAAUGUACAAAAAGGAUUGAUGUUGGUGGUAAAGUGAUGACCAACCAUUUGAAGGAAGUGAUCUCAUACAGACAGUUAAUGGUAAUGGAUGAAACAUAUGUUCUUAAUCAGUUAAAGGAAGAUGUCUGUUAUGUUUCUCAAGAUUUCAUGAAAGAUAUGGAGAUUGGAAGGAAGAAAGGAAAAGAGAAUACAAUAGCCAGAGACUAUGUUUUACCAGACUAUACACAUAUAAAGAGAGGUUAUGUCAAACCUUUAGAAGAGACAACUGGCAGAGCUAAAGAUGGAGAACAGAUUAUAAGAAUGAAUAAUGAAAGAUUCACCAUACCAGAACUCUUAUUUCACCCCUCAGAUGUUGGUAUCCAUGAAAUGGGCGUGGCUGAAGCUGUGGUCCAUACAAUUCAGUCUCUACCUGAAGAAAUGCAGCCUCAUAUGUACAAUAAUGUAAUACUGACAGGAGGUAACUGUAAGAUGCCAGGCUUUUACAGUAGAAUGGAGAGGGAAACCAGAAGUAUGACCCCUGAUGAGUAUGACCUUUGUAUGAAAAAACCUGAAAAUCCUAGUACAUAUGCAUGGGAAGGAGGAACCUUGUUGGCCAAAGAUCCACAGAUUAAAAAAAUGUCAGUCACCAGGGAGGAAUACGAAGAGAAUGGACAUAACAUUUGUUUUGAGAAGUUUGAUGUAUGAAAGAUAAAAACUCCCAUAAUCCGGAACAAGAUUUUUGUACAAUAUAUCUUACGAAGCCUGUUAUAGCAUGACAACA